AUGACUAAAGGAGAUGAAGACAAAAUCGAAAGAAGAAUAUUUGGGUUAAAAAUAAAUAACAUGACACGACAAUAUGAGAAAAGAAAUAAUAUAGAAAUACAAAAAUUAUAUAAAGAGCCAGACAUAGUAGCAGUAUUAAAAAAUAGGAGAAUGGCAUGGGCCGGUCAUGUAUGGAGGUCAAAUGGUCUUAUGAAAGAGGUUUUAAAAUGGAAACCCCAGGGAAAAAGACCACUUGGCAAGCCAAAACAAAGGUGGAUUGACAAGGUGGAGAAGAAUUUAGCAGAGAUUGAAAUACGAGAUAGAGAAACAAUAGCACAGGAUAGAGACAGAUGGAAGCAAGUUUGUGUUGUGGUAAUGGGCCUCAAUGGCCUUUAA
Messenger RNA from Cinara cedri, 375 nucleotides. The record is from the annotation of a GenBank genome assembly. NCBI's taxonomy places the organism in Eukaryota, Metazoa, Arthropoda, Insecta, Hemiptera, Aphididae.